Messenger RNA from Pimephales promelas (fathead minnow), 4276 nucleotides. RefSeq names its product tripartite motif containing 3a (gene trim3a). The record is from RefSeq and is a predicted model, not a curated record. Lineage: Eukaryota; Metazoa; Chordata; Actinopteri; Cypriniformes; Leuciscidae. Gene Ontology annotation, molecular function: protein binding; zinc ion binding; ubiquitin protein ligase activity. Gene Ontology annotation, biological process: proteasome-mediated ubiquitin-dependent protein catabolic process; protein polyubiquitination.
AUUUAUUUUUGGCAGAGCACACAAUAUGAUGCACGUGAUAGGCAAAUGUGUAAUGUUCAGUCUGUCUUAAUGUUGCGUUUGCUGACGUGGCACGGGAGACAGUCUGCUUCUGCCAUCUGGCUGUCUUAGGCUGGAUGCAGUCUCCAUAGCAACAACCAGCACCUUCAUAAUGAAAGCCCAAGAACACGGUCUUACCACCCCCACCCCACUGUAAACAAAGCCCAACCCUUGCACUGUGUGUAGCCUCGUAUCCCCACCCUACUGCCGUACUUUCACUCGUAUCACCUAAGGUCAUGGAUUAACUGAAUUAUUGCACCUUUUAAUAAAGCACUCUUCUGCAGAACUGGACAGAAGGAAAAAUGAGCACCAGAUGUUUUCCCUUUUAAAGAUGUCUUCUAUGACGGUCUGAGAAGCCUCUGUCUCUUCAUUUGAAUGCCUCUCACGAUGGCUAAGCGGGAAAGCGGCAGCACCAGCCCGGUGGUGCGUCAAAUAGACAAGCAGUUCCUGGUGUGCAGCAUCUGUCUGGAGCACUACCACAACCCCAAAGUCCUGCCCUGCCUGCACACCUUCUGCGAGAGAUGCCUCCAGAACUACAUCCCCCCUCAGUCCUUGACCCUGUCCUGCCCAGUGUGCAGACAGACCUCCAUCCUGCCAGAAAAGGGUGUUGCAGCACUGCAGAACAAUUUCUUCAUAACUAAUCUGAUGGAGGUGUUGCAGAGGGAGCAGGACUGCACCCGUCCCGAGGCCUCCAGUGGGCUGGACUCAGCCGGUGCUGCUACAUAUGCCCCACCCCUGUCCUGCCCCAACCACGAGGGCAAGGUCAUGGAGUUUUACUGCGAGUCUUGUGAAACGGCCAUGUGUUUGGAGUGCACAGAGGGAGAGCACAGAGAACAUGUGACCGUUCCACUGCGGGAUGUUCUGGAGCAGCACAAAGGCGCGCUGAAGAACCAGCUGGAUGCAAUUCGCAACAGGCUUCCUCAGCUGACUGUAGCUAUAGAGCUGGUAAAUGAGAUCUCCAGGCAGCUCACAGACAGGAAGAAUGAGGCAGUGAGCGAGAUCAGCAAUACAUUCGAGGAACUAGAGAAAGCACUGACCCAGCGCAAGACUUCCCUCAUCACUGAUCUGGAGAACAUCUGCAGCACCAAGCAGAAGGUGCUGCAGACCCAACUCACUGCAUUACUGCAAGGGAAGGAGAACAUCCAGAGCAGUUGUAGCUUCACAGAGCAGGCACUGAACCACGGCAGCCCCACCGAGGUGCUCCUGGUGCAGAAGCAGAUGGGAGAGCGGAUGGGCGUUCUCGCUCGCCACGCUUUCCCUGAGCAGCCCCAUGAGAACGGACACCUGGACUGUCAGGUGGAGACAGAGGGGCUGCGUCGCUCCAUACAGAACCUGGGAGUGCUGCUCACCACCAGCGCUGUGGGCCACACCAGCGUGGCUACUGGAGAGGGUCUCAGGCAUGCUGUUGUCGGGCAAAACACCACUGUUACAGUGACCACUAAGGACAAAGACGGUGAGCUAGUAAAGACUGGAAAUGCUGCACUGAGGGCUCAGAUCUGCGGCCCAGAUGCAACCAUCACCCAAACAGACAUAACAGACAACAAGAAUGGCACCUACGAGAUCGGCUACACGCUCCGCUCAGAGGGCGAGUUCUCCUUCUCCGUCCUGCUCUACGGGCAACCUGUGAGGGGCAGCCCCUUUCGCCUUCGAGCCAUUAAACCCUGCGACGCCCCGCAGUCGCCCGACGACGUGAAGAGGCGCGUCAAGUCUCCCGGAGCAGGUGGAGGGGCUGGAGGACAUGUGCGCCAGAAGGCGGUGCGCAGACCUUCAAGUAUGUACAGCACAACGAAGAAGAAGGAGAAUCCCAUAGAGGAUGAACUCAUCUUUAGAGUGGGGACGCGGGGGCGAGAGCGGGGGGAGUUCUCCAACCUGCAGGGCAUCUCUACCACCAGCAACGGACGAAUCGUAGUGGCCGACAGCAACAACCAGUGCAUACAGGUGUUCUCCAAUGAGGGUCAGUUCAAAUUGAAGUUCGGGGUCAGAGGUCGCUCACCUGGCCAGCUCCAGCGCCCCACUGGUGUUGCAGUUGACAUGAAUGGCGACAUUAUUGUGGCCGACUAUGACAACAGAUGGCUCAACAUCUUCUCCCCAGAUGGCAAGUUUAAAAAUAAAAUCGGGGCAGGUCGGCUGAUGGGUCCUAAAGGAGUGGCUGUGGAUAAGAAUGGUCAUAUUAUCACAGCAGACAACAAGGCCUGCUGUGUCUUCAUUUUCCAAUCCAAUGGCAAACUGGUGACAAAAUUUGGUGCCAAAGGAACAUCAGAGAGGCAGUUUGCAGAUAAAAGUACUCCAAAUACACCAACUGAGCCAAAGCAGAGUAAAUCUGGCCCUGCCUUCAGUCCCCAUUUUGUGGCUAUAAACAACAAGAAUGAAAUUGUUGUGACAGACUUUCACAAUCAUUCUGUUAAGGUUUACAAUGCUGAUGGAGAGUUCCUGUUUAAAUUUGGAUCGCAUGGAGAAGGGAACGGCCAGUUCAACGCACCCACCGGUGUGGCUGUUGAUGGCAAUGGGAAUAUUAUUGUGGCAGACUGGGGUAACAGUAGGAUACAGGUGUUUGACAGUUCUGGCUCUUUCCUGUCGUACAUCAACACGACGGCGGAUCCUUUGUACGGUCCGCAGGGUCUGGCUCUCACGUCAGAUGGUCACGUGGCCGUGGCAGACUCUGGGAACCACUGCUUCAAAGUAUACCGAUACCUGCAGUAACGACUCGCCGUGAUGGAAGAGUUCUACUGUAAGCUCUUUGGCAUUUCACGUUUUCCUUUGCACAAGUCUCUGCACAUACAUUUCCAGCCAUUUGACUGAUGUUGAUGUGAACAAACCCAGGGCUUCAUGAAUGUUGCAUCCCUAUUUGAUCAAUUUGUGUUAAUAGUCAUUUCCUAAAUGAAUGUACUGCAUAUCGAACCCUAGCAAGUAAUAACAGGCGCUGUGUAUGUAACAGUGACUGAGAGGGCAGCUAUAUUUGUGCUUUUUACAAAAUCUUUCAUGCAAAACUUAAAGCUGCUCAACAAACCCUUAACAUGAAUUGCAGGGAAUAAAUAUUUUCUAGGCCAAUCAUUAAUGCAACAGCUUAAGAAUGACCUGCGGAUGGAGCUCAAAAUCUCACAUCAAACUGGCCUUUUGUGCAUUGGCUAAAUGUACAUGUGUACGUAUUUGUAUCAUAUGGUGUAAAUUUGAUCGCCAUUGAUUUGCUGUAAUAUCUUAUUUUGAGAUCCGCUCUCUCUUAGUGCGCUAAAGCUCAAUAUUAAAAUUACCCAGCUGUCAAUGUGCUUUACUGGCUUUACUAGAACUGCUUGUAGGUUCAUCGUGCCUCUGAUUUUAAAAGCGACUUGGGCUUGCUACAUAUCACUGACCACAACAGCACAAUUGACAUAUUGCAUGCUUUGUAUUCACGUAAAAAGGUUAUGAAGCAAGGUUAUUUAUUUUGUACACAAUGGUAUAAUGUACAAGUUAUUUUUCUAAGUUGAAGUGUUUUGUUUAUCUGCAGUUAUCUGCUGCCUUCAGUGGUUUUCACAAGUUGUACAGUACAAAGCUAAUGUCUAGUGAAGUACAACAGUUUUUUUCUCAUGCACCACAUUAAAGGGAAUCUGUCAUAUCAAGACAAUGGAAAUAUGAACAUAAAACAAUAAGAGAAAAAUGAAAUCACACAGACACUGCUGCAUUUUAAGUUGCCAAAUUCAUGGAAGAACAAUUUGCAGGGUACUUGCCAUAGUUUACUGUAUUACUGAAGCAUUUACUACUGUUUUUUUAUUUUGUUUUAUUGCUUGUUUUCUAUGAAUGUAGGAAAAUUAAUGAAAAAUGUAAAAGAAAAAAAAAAACAUUUAAUGCAUUGACAGUUUGAUCAUUUUGGCCCAGAUGUUACACCACGACGUUCACAAAAGCAAUGCAUUCACAAUCAGGACAUCAUCUGUACUUUAUAGGGUCUUGAACGAGUGCAAGCGAUAAAAAGACAGCGUUGUUUAGGCCACUAAAUACAGUAUUCCAUAAUAAAACUGUACAGUGUAUAACCACAAUAGGACACAUGAAGGAUUUUAAACAUAGUAUUUAUUUAAACUGCAAUAAUGCACUCAUUGGUGCUCAGAAAUGUAGCAUCUCUAAAAAUACCCCUAAAAAGAGGACCCUUGUUUUAUGGUGUUGUAAUACUGAAAAGCUAAAGGUCAAGUCGUGUCAAAGAGAUAAUAUCUGGAAUUAUCGUAAAUUUCUUCCAUUUUGACUUCCCUCUAUG